UGGACCAUCCCGACUCUGCCGGCCCAGGUCGGAUCACCUAUCCCAUACGCCGUCGUUUCACUCCUUCACCCCGCCGGUUACCAAAUCUUUCUCUCUCUACUCUCUCUCUAUAUAUACAUUUCUAGUCGGCUCAGUGUGGACUCGGAGCUUCUUCUUUGACGUCUGUCCGAUCACUCUCUGCUAUACGCCGUCGUUUCACACCUUCUUCUCUGCUUCGCCCUCUGAUUAUCUGCGUUCAUUAGAGCGACCACAUCAGAUACCAAGAUUGCUGUUAUUAAAUUUGAGCAAGCAUUUUCACUGUCGUGAUUUGGUUUGGUUCAGAGUUGAAGGUCAACAGCAAUGUCAGCUCUUAGAGAUCUCAAUACCAUACCUGGAUCUGAGAGGAAGAAUGAAAGCUGUAGCAAAGGGGUCCUAACUAAACCCUUUGCUGGGAUUGCUACCGAAAAUCAUGAAGAGUGCCAGAAGAAAAACUCUGUCUCUUUGGGUGCCCCUUCUACUAAUGGUGAGGAAGUUGUGAAUGCAGUUGAGGUUGCAAAUACAGAAGUAGAAUACAUUGAGUCUGAGAACUUGAAUGAUGUAGAAGAUGUUGAUUUGAGUCUCAAGACACUCUUAACUGGACUAGAGUCUAAAGAUUGGGUGCUGCUUUGUGAAGCACUCAAUACUGUCCGUCGGUUAUCCAUUUUUCACAAGGAAGCUAUGCUCGAUACACUGGGAGAUGUGAUUCCACUUGUAGUAAGGUCCCUGAAGAAUCCAAGAAGUGCUGUUUGCAAAACUGCAAUUAUGACAUCUGCAGAUAUCUUCAACGCUUACAAUGACAGUAUAGUUGAUUCAUUGGACCCUCUGCUACUGCAACUUCUUCUCAAGUCUUCACAAGACAAACGAUUUGUAUGCGAGGCAGCUGAAAGAGCUUUAGUAGCAAUGACUACAUGGGUUUCCCCCACAUUGUUAUUACCAAUGCUGCAACCAUAUCUCAAGCACAAAAAUCCUAGAAUUCGAGCGAAGGCAUCAAUGUGCUUUUGUCGAAGUGUUCCACGACUGGGUGUUGAAGGUACUAAAGCAUAUGGGAUUGACAAAUUAAUUCAAGUUGCCGCCUCCCAGCUUAGUGACCAGCUUCCUGAAUCAAGGGAGGCUGCUCGAAGCCUCCUCCUUGAGUUGCAGACUGUUUAUGAGAAAUUUCAGAAUCUCUCUCCAACAGCAGUAUCUGAGGAGAUGCAACCAGAGGUGGACUCUUGGGAGAACUUCUGCCAAUCGAAACUAUCUCCGCUUAGCGCACAAGCUGUUCUUCGGGUGACCAAUAUCUCUCGGGAAGGUCUUGUUGUUGGCUCCUCUUGACACAUGUUGAUACAACACAGACAAGAUUUAGUACUACUGUCUCCAUUUUCAAACAAUUAUGAGCUUUAGCAAGAAGCCUACAUCUGCCCUUGCUUAGUUGCUUUGGUUUGAUAUUCAUCAAUUUCAAUUUCUGUUUUUUCUUCUUCUUUUUUACGCGUCUGUAAAUACUUUCAGGUGGUUGAGAUUGAGAUGUUUAUAUAGUGGCCAUGCAUUCUUUUGACAUGGGUUGGAUGUCCA
Molecule: messenger RNA, 1569 nt
Organism: Rosa chinensis
Lineage: Eukaryota; Viridiplantae; Streptophyta; Magnoliopsida; Rosales; Rosaceae
Exons: 6
Coding region: 340-1332 (330 amino acids)
Biological process (GO): microtubule cytoskeleton organization
Cellular component (GO): cytoplasmic microtubule
Molecular function (GO): microtubule binding
Source: RefSeq, a predicted model, not a curated record